AAAAUCUAAAUUACUGACUAUCAUCGAAUCGCAGAGAGAGAAAUAGACAAUGGACAGAGACUGGGGUUCGAAGCCGGGAAGCGGUGGCGCCGCCUCGGCACAGAAUGAGGCUAUCGACCGUCGCGAGCGUCUCCGCCGUCUCGCCCUCGAAACCAUCGAUCUUGCCAAAGAUCCUUAUUUUAUGCGCAACCAUCUUGGCAGUUACGAGUGUAAGCUGUGUCUGACUUUACACAACAAUGAAGGGAAUUACUUGGCUCACACUCAAGGAAAACGACACCAAACCAAUUUGGCCAAGAGAGCUGCUCGUGAGGCCAAGGAGGCUCCUGCUCUGCCACAACCUAACAAACGCAAAGUUAACAUUCGCAAGACAGUUAAAAUUGGUAGGCCUGGAUAUCGGGUGACUAAGCAAUUUGAUCCAGAGACAAAGCAGAGAUCCCUUCUCUUUCAGAUUGAAUAUCCUGAGAUAGAAGACAAUACAAAGCCAAGACACCGGUUUAUGUCAUCCUUUGAGCAGAAAGUGCAACCUUAUGACAAGAGAUACCAGUAUCUUUUAUUUGCAGCAGAACCUUAUGAGAUCAUUGCUUUCAAGGUUCCAAGCACAGAAAUUGAUAAAUCCACUCCUAAGUUCUUCUCACAUUGGGAUCCUGACUCAAAGAUGUUCACGUUGCAGUUGUAUUUCAAAACCAAGCCACUAGAGGCAAACAAACCUCAAUCUGCUCCUGCAGCUAAUGGCACAGCAGCUCCCGGUGUCCCACCAAGGUCUUUGCCGCCACCACCCCAAGCUCCACCGCCACCACCACCUCCACCCCAAGGAUUACCAGCAGGAUCUAGACCACCACCACUGCCGGUACCUGGAUCAUUACCCCCUCCUCCUCCUCCUCCCAUGGCCAAUGGUCCUAGGCCUAUGCCUCCAGGUGGAGCUCCACCUGCGCCCCCUCCACCUCCUGGUGGCAGCGGCACAAUGGCAAAUUUCACUCCUGGUGUUCAGGUUAGACCAACAAUGCCUCCAAUGCCUCCACAACAGAUGUAGGGUCAGGCUUUAUGUGUCUGAGCUUCACCUCCCAAACUGGUUGGAUUUCAUAGCCUUCUGAAUGUUUGUGAGCACAUCUGUACGUGUCUAAGCCAGCUACCAGCUACCGAGGAGUGGAUGGAAUUUGCCAGAACUCGAGUGUAAUAUUUAUCCAAUUAAUAUUUAGUGAUUUUCCUCUUAACGAAAAGAGCAUGUAUACAUUUUUUUCAUCGAAUUCGGGACUAAAAAAUAUAAAUAUUUAGUAUUGAAUCAUGGUCAGUUUUAAUGGGGGAGAUGACAUUGAAUGUCAAUUUUGAA
Messenger RNA from Jatropha curcas, 1327 nucleotides. RefSeq names its product hydroxyproline-rich glycoprotein family protein. NCBI's taxonomy places the organism in Eukaryota, Viridiplantae, Streptophyta, Magnoliopsida, Malpighiales, Euphorbiaceae. Gene Ontology annotation, cellular component: U2 snRNP; nucleus; U2-type prespliceosome. Gene Ontology annotation, molecular function: zinc ion binding; nucleic acid binding. Gene Ontology annotation, biological process: spliceosomal complex assembly. The record is from RefSeq and is a predicted model, not a curated record.